AAUUUUGGCUUCUUUUGACGACAUUAUCGCAUAUCAAAGGAGGAUAUUUUUGUCAUUGUCCAUACUCAUCUUUAACUUGGCUAAAAAUAUUCAUUUAAUAUUAUUAACCCUGAAAACACACACCUCUAUAAAUUUCGAAAAAAAAAAAACACACACACCUCUAUAUAUAUAUAUAUAUAUAUAUAUAUUCAUUUAAUAUUACUGACUACUGAGAGUCUCUUCAGCCACUUUACCAUUUUAUCAGUUACUCUCCCCUGUUCCUCCAACUCUGACCAUCCCACGACUACAAUCACUACAAAAACCAAAACCCUCUGAAUGAACGAGUAAAACUGACAUUGGGACCCUCCAAGAACCCCUGAAAUCUCGAUUUCCGAGGGAAAUGGCGGAAACCCAGUUGGCACCAGUGGCGGUGGUAAUGGUGGUGGUGGUGGUGUGGAGCUCGUCGGCAAUGGUGGCGGAAUCGGGCAUAGGGGUCAACUGGGGAACCAUAUCGUUCCACAAGCUAUCACCUUCCACGGUUGUGGAUCUCUUAAGAGACAACAAGAUAGGGAAGGUGAAGCUGUUCGAUGCCGACCCAGAUUCGAUGAGGGGAAGUGGGAUUGAGGUCAUGGUUGGGAUCCCCAAUGAGAUGUUGGCUGUCCUCAGCUCCUCUGCCGCCGCUUCCGACUUCUGGGUUCGCCAGAAUGUGUCCGCCUAUAUGGUUAAGGGCGGUGUUAACAUCAGGUGGCGACAAUAUUGGGCAACGAUUACUUGAGCUAGCAUCAAAACUUAUUUCAAUAUUUUGUGUAUUCUUUUAGUUAUUAAGGAUUUAACUUUUUGGUGCCUAUAAACAGGCAUAAAUGUAUCAGUCUAUUAGUUAUGUAUGUUGUUCAAGUUUGAUUGAGUGAAUUGAGAUUGUAUUCUUCUUUUCUCCUA
This is a messenger RNA of Cornus florida, 915 nucleotides long. RefSeq names its product glucan endo-1,3-beta-glucosidase 8-like. Gene Ontology annotation, molecular function: hydrolase activity, hydrolyzing O-glycosyl compounds. The transcript has 2 exons. Gene Ontology annotation, biological process: carbohydrate metabolic process. Gene Ontology annotation, cellular component: plasma membrane. Lineage: Eukaryota; Viridiplantae; Streptophyta; Magnoliopsida; Cornales; Cornaceae. The coding region runs from base 380 to 754 and encodes 124 amino acids. The record is from RefSeq and is a predicted model, not a curated record.